Talaromyces stipitatus ATCC 10500 is the source of this 486-nucleotide messenger RNA. RefSeq lists its product as uncharacterized. Gene Ontology annotation, biological process: transmembrane transport. Bases 1 to 486 code for a protein of 161 amino acids. The transcript is spliced from 2 exons. NCBI's taxonomy places the organism in Eukaryota, Fungi, Ascomycota, Eurotiomycetes, Eurotiales, Trichocomaceae. Gene Ontology annotation, molecular function: transmembrane transporter activity. The record is from RefSeq and is a predicted model, not a curated record.
AUGUCAUCUCUUUUUAAGACCAGAUAUGGUCUGACAGAAAUUCAAAUCAGUUUGACUUUUAUUGCAAACGGUGUUGGAUCGAUGGUUGGAACGUUGGUGACAGGAAAGAUUCUUGAUAAAGAUUACCGGCGCGUCAAAGCGAAAUAUGAGGACACCUUGGAUAUCGAACGCAGAACAAGACACGAAGAAGACUUUACCCUAGAACAAGCUCGUCUUAGACUUAUGCCCGUCUUCCCUUCUGAAAUGAGCGCGGCUGCAAGUGCGAGUCUGAACUUUGCGAGAUUCCUGUUUGCCGCUGGAGGAACAAGUUUCAUCAUGCCGAUGAUUAACGGUGUUGGGGUCGGGGUUGCAUUCACCAUUUGUGCUGUUGUUCAAGCAGUAGCACUGAUAGGACCUUCGAUUCAAUACAAAUGUUCUGCUGGAUGGAGGCGAAAGGACAGGGAGAAGGCCGAGCAGAGGGAUGGAGAAGGGAAAAUUGAGAAGUGA